ACAUUCAACUAUGAUACAAUCCACUGUGACCAUCAGAAUCCCAAGUUCAACCUGAAUCAAUCAGAGCCGAUACAUCCGCUGAAACCACUGCAGCAGGCACAGCCAAGCACAGGAAAUGCUUCAGGGAAACGAAAGAGAGACGCUCCAAAGCCACAGUCAGCAAAGACGAACGAAACCGUCAAAGAUCAAAAACAGGCUGGGAAUCCUGGUUUUGAUGCGGUGGCUCAGAGCUGGGAUGACGGACCCUACAUGUUCAUCCUCAAAGUCGAAGACAAGAGCCAGCAGUCUGGUCCCAAAAAUCAAUGGAAUCUGAAGCUCCAGAUCAGUAUGAAGGGUCCACAUGGCUUUAUAUCAGCGUGCGAAUGGCCUCUGAUGAUGUUCUACAUGGUGAUGUGCAUCGUGUACGUGCUGCUCGCCGUGCUCUGGUUGGUUCUGUCCACGUGUUACUGGAGGGACCUGCUCCGGAUUCAGUUCUGGAUCGGAGGCGUCAUCUUCCUGGGCAUGUUGGAGAAAGCCGUUUACUAUGCCGAGUUCCAGAGCCUCAGAUAUGAAGGCGUGUCAGUCACCGGGGCGGUGGUGUUUGCUGAGGUUCUCUCUGCAGUGAAGAGAACUCUGGCCAGAGUGCUGGUGAUCAUCGCCAGUCUGGGAUACGGCAUCGUCAAGCCGAGACUCGGCGCUCUGCUGCACAGAGUCGUUGGCGUUGGUAUGCUCUACCUGAUCUUCUCCAUCAUCGAGGGAAUCUUAGGAGUCAACGCUGAUCGAGGGGACACCAGCAGUACAGUUUUGUGUGACAUAGUGCUGGUCUUCACUGAUUCCUGUGUUGUCUGGUGGAUCUUUGUGAGCCUGACUCGGGCGAUGAAGCUGCUGCGCCUCAGGAGGAACGUGGUGAAGCUCUCGCUCUACAGACACUUCACCAACACGCUCAUCUUUGCUGUCAUAGCGUCGGUCAUCUUCAUCAUCUGGACCACGAAGACCUUCAGGAUGUCCAAAUGUCAGUCUGACUGGAGGGAGCUGUGGAUAGAUGACGCUUUCUGGCGUUUCUUGUUCUCCAUCAUCCUAUUGGUCAUUAUGUUUCUAUGGCAACCGUCAGCCAAUAACCAGAGGUACGCCUUCAGUCCUCUGGUGGAUGAAGAGAGCGAUGAAGAGGAGAAGGAGCCCAUGAUGAACGAGGCUUUUGUGGGGAUGAAGAUGAGGGGCAUGAAGAAUGAGGCCAACGGCUCAGCCAAAGCUAACAAAGUGGAUGAGGACCUGAAGUGGGUUGAGGAGAACAUCCCGUCAUCUAUGGCAGAUGUCGCCCUGCCGCCCCUGCUGGACUCUGACGAGGAAACGAUGACGACGAAGUUUGAGAUGUCCAGUAUGGAGUGAAGCACAAAAGAGAGAGCAGCUCACUAACUGCAAAUACACCAAACGCACAGUUUGCUAGCUGCAACCACACCGCUCACUAGCUGCAAACACACUAAUGGCACUCUGGCCCAGAGCUCACCUUUCCCUGGGCUUAAAUACUUUUAAUUACUGAUGUGAGUCAGCUGUGUAAAAGGGAAAGGUGGCACCUCAGGCAGAA
Molecule: messenger RNA, 1561 nt
Organism: Haplochromis burtoni (Burton's mouthbrooder)
Lineage: Eukaryota; Metazoa; Chordata; Actinopteri; Cichliformes; Cichlidae
Product: transmembrane protein 87A-like
Exons: 1
Biological process (GO): retrograde transport, endosome to Golgi
Cellular component (GO): Golgi apparatus; membrane
Source: RefSeq, a predicted model, not a curated record